AAACAAAAACAUUACCAAUCAUUGGUUGCGUCCACCUCGGACUCGGGUCUCUAGCGCCAGAUCUGGAACCUGGGAGCACACGUUUCCGGGGCAGGGGUGGCGCUGUCCCGCCGAGCGUCAGCCUUGAACACUCACGCUUACACGCAGGCUCUCGCGGGCGGGCAGCGUCCUCCCCGCUGGGAUGGGCGUGGGGCCCAGAGCUCCGCACACCGUCCCCACCGGGCUCGCACGAAGCCACCCGCGGUCACCCGGGCUCGCGGCGAGUGAGCCGCGCUGUCGUCAUUCAUUCGCAGUGUCCGGAGCGUCCUUCCAGCUCGCUGCCCCGACGCGCGGUGUCCACGAACGGUGAACUCGGGCUCGGCGGCAGCUGGAGACCGGCAGCCUGGGAGCUCGGGUCCCCGCACCAGCUCGCCCUUGAACGCCGCCGCACCCCGAGACCGAGCCCAGCCGCUCGCUCGCGCCGCGGUGGGCCGGGCCGGCUUCGAGGCUGCGCGCCCGGCGAGUGCGACGCCGCGGGGAGGAUGCUGCUUGCUCGGUCCCGAUCCCCGUCGUUGUUCCCGGCCGCCCGCUGGGUCUUUGUCGCGGGCCAGGCGCCGCGGGCCGCCGCCUGCUGAAGGCCAUCGCGGCCGCCGCACCCACGGCCGGGCGGGCGCGCGUGUGCCCGGGAGUGCGCGCCGGUGUGCGGGCCCCUUUGUGCGACUGCCCGCGGCCACCGGGACCAUGUGGGUGAAUCCGGAGGAGGUACUGCUGGCCAACGCGCUGUGGAUCACCGAGCGGGCCAACCCCUACUUCAUCCUGCAACGGAGGAAGGGCCACGGGGGCGACGGGGGCGGCGGCGGUGGAUUGGCAGGCCUCCUGGUGGGUACCCUGGAUGUAGUAUUGGACUCCAGCGCCCGCGUCGCACCUUACCGAAUCCUGUACCAGACUCCAGACUCCCUAGUCUAUUGGACCAUCGCCUGUGGCGGCUCCAGGAAGGAGGUUACUGAGCACUGGGAAUGGCUGGAGCAGAAUCUAUUGCAGACACUCUCCAUCUUCGAGAAUGAGAAUGACAUCACCACGUUCGUAAGGGGAAAAAUACAGGGCAUCAUUGCAGAAUAUAACAAAAUCAAUGAUGUGAAAGAAGAUGACGACACAGAGAAGUUCAAAGAGGCCAUCGUGAAGUUCCACAGGCUGUUUGGGAUGCCCGAAGAGGAGAAACUUGUCAACUAUUACUCUUGCAGCUACUGGAAGGGGAAGGUGCCCCGGCAGGGCUGGAUGUACCUCAGCAUUAACCACCUGUGCUUUUCCUCCUUCCUGAUGGGCAGGGAAGCCAAGCUGGUGAUCCGGUGGGUGGACAUCACUCAACUUGAGAAGAACGCCACGCUGCUUUUGCCAGAUGUGAUCAAAGUGAGCACACGAUCCAGCGAGCAUUUCUUCUCCGUGUUCCUCAACAUCAACGAGACGUUCAAGCUGAUGGAGCAGCUUGCCAACAUAGCCAUGAGGCAGCUCUUGGACAAUGAAGGAUUUGAACAAGACCGGUCCCUGCCGAAACUCAAGAAGAAAUCUCCCAAAAAAGUGUCUGCUCUGAAACGGGAUCUGGAUGCCAGGGCGAAGAGUGAGCGGUACCGUGCCCUCUUCCGGCUGCCCAAAGAUGAAAAGCUCGAUGGUCACACUGACUGCACCCUGUGGACUCCAUUUAACAAAAUGCACAUCUUGGGCCAGAUGUUUGUCUCCACAAAUUACAUCUGCUUUACCAGCAAGGAGGAAAACCUCUGCAGCCUCAUAAUUCCACUCCGAGAAGUGACCAUCGUGGAAAAGGCUGACAGCUGCAGUGUGCUCCCCAGUCCCCUCUCCAUCAGCACCAGGAACAGAAUGACCUUCCUGUUUGCCAACUUGAAAGACAGAGACUUCCUGGUGCAGAGGAUCUCAGAUUUCCUGCAGCAAACGACUUCUCGAAUCUACUCAGACAGAGAGUUCUCAGGAAGCUGCAACAGUUCUGAUGAUGAGGUGUACUCCCGGCCCAGCAGCCUCGUUUCCUGCAGUCCCCAGAGAAGCACUAGCUCCGACCCUGAUGGAGAGCGCGCCUUUAACCUCAAUGGCAACAGCGUCCCCACAGCCACACAGACCCUCAUGACCAUGUACCGGCGGCGAUCUCCAGAAGAAUUCAACCCGAAAUUGGCCAAAGAAUUUUUGAAAGAGCAAGCCUGGAAGAUUCACUUUGCUGAGUAUGGGCAGGGGAUCUGCAUGUACCGCACAGAGAAGACUCGGGAGCUGGUGCUGAAGGGGAUCCCAGAGAGCAUGCGUGGAGAGCUCUGGCUGCUGCUUUCAGGGGCCAUCAACGAAAAGGCCACACACCCCGGGUACUAUGAGGACCUAGUGGAGAAGUCUAUGGGGAAGUACAAUCUUGCCACCGAGGAGAUUGAGAGAGACUUACACCGCUCCCUUCCAGAACACCCCGCUUUCCAGAACGAAAUGGGCAUCGCCGCUCUGAGAAGAGUCUUAACGGCUUACGCUUUUCGCAAUCCCAACAUAGGGUAUUGCCAGGCCAUGAACAUUGUCACCUCCGUACUGCUUCUCUAUGCCAAAGAGGAGGAGGCGUUCUGGUUGCUCGUAGCCUUGUGUGAGCGGAUGCUUCCCGAUUACUACAACACCAGAGUCGUAGGUGCCCUGGUGGACCAGGGAGUCUUCGAGGAGCUGGCACGAGACUACGUCCCACAGCUGUACGACUGCAUGCAGGACCUGGGUGUGAUUUCUACCAUCUCCCUGUCGUGGUUCCUCACACUCUUCCUCAGCGUGAUGCCGUUUGAGAGCGCAGUGGUGGUCGUGGACUGUUUCUUCUAUGAAGGAAUCAAAGUGAUAUUCCAGUUGGCCCUCGCUGUUCUGGAUGCCAACGUGGAUAAACUGUUAAACUGCAAGGACGAUGGAGAGGCCAUGACUGUUUUGGGAAGGUACUUAGACAGUGUGACCAACAAAGACAGCACGUUGCCUCCCAUCCCUCAUCUCCACUCCCUGCUCAGUGACGACGUGGGGCCCUACCCUGCAGUGGACAUCUUCAGACUCAUAGGAACAUCCUACGAGAAAUUUGGAACUAUCCGGGCGGAUUUGAUUGAGCAGAUGAGAUUCAAACAGAGGCUGAAAGUGAUCCAGACCCUGGAGGACACCACCAAACGCAAUGUGGUACGGACCAUUGUGACAGAGACCUCCUUUACCAUCGACGAGCUGGAAGAACUGUAUGCUCUCUUCAAGGCUGAGCAUCUAACCAGCUGCUACUGGGGCGGGAGCAGCAAUGCCCUGGACCGGCACGACCCCAGCCUGCCUUACCUGGAGCAGUAUCGCAUUGACUUUGAGCAGUUCAAGGGCAUGUUUGUGCUUCUCUUUCCCUGGGCGUGUGGCACUCACUCUGAUGUGCUGGCCUCCCGCUUGUUCCAGCUGUUAGAUGAGAAUGGGGACUCCCUAAUUAACUUCCGAGAGUUCGUCUCUGGACUGAGUGCGGCAUGCCAUGGGGACCUCACAGAGAAACUCAAACUCCUGUACAAAAUGCAUGUCUUGCCAGAGCCGUCCUCCGAUCAAGAUGAGCCCGACUCUGCCUUUGAAGCCACCCAGUACUUCUUUGAAGAUAUCACCCCAGAAUGCACACACGUCGUUGGGCUGGACAGCAGAAGCAAGCCGAGCGCAGAGGACGGUUUCGUCACAGUGAGUCUGAAGCAGGACAAAGGGAAGAGGGCAAAUUCCCAAGAAAACCGUAAUUAUCUGAAACUAUGGACUGCAGAAAAUAAGUCUAAAUCAAAAAAUGCAAAGGAUUUGCCCAAGUUGAAUCAGGGGCAGUUUAUCGAGCUCUGUAAGACCAUGUACAACAUGUUCAGCGAAGACCCCAAUGAGCAGGAGCUGUACCAUGCCACAGCUGCGGUGACCAGCCUCCUGUUGGAGAUUGGAGAGGUGGGCAAGUUCUUCAUUACUCAGCCUGCCAAGGAGGAUGGUGUUUCCGGGCCACCCUGCAGCCAGGCCAUCCCAGGCAUGCUCUUCCCCAAGAAGGGGCCCAGCCAGCCCUACACCAUGGAAUCCGCAGAACCACUCCCAGCCAGCCUGGCAGUUGACAGUGAGGAGCACUCACUGGGAGGGCAGAUGGAGGAUAUUAAACUGGAGGACUCCUCACCCAGGGACAAUGGGGCCUGCUCCUCCAUGCUAAUCUCCGAUGAUGAUACCAAGGAUGACAGCUCCAUGUCAUCCUACUCGGUGCUGAGUGCCGGCUCCCACGAGGAGGACAAAUUGCACUGUGAGGACAUUGGGGAGGACACAGUCCUGGUGCGGAGCAGCCAGGGUACAGCCACCCUGCCCCGGAGCAGCAGCCUGGACCGGGACUGGGCCAUUACCUUUGAGCAGUUCCUAGCCUCACUCCUGACGGAGCCUGCUCUGGUGAAGUACUUUGACAAGCCAGUGUGCAUGAUGGCCAGGGUCACCAGUGCGAAGAACAUCCGGAUGCUGGGCAAGCCCCUCACCUCAGCCAGUGACUAUGAAAUCUCUGCCCUGUCCGGCUGACAUGAGACCAAGGACAAAGGAGUUUUUUAUGUUCUUCUGUGUCGGGGGGUUUCUUUUCUUUUAAAUUAAAUAUUUAUUAGUACCUGGCUUGAAGCCUGGUGUUUUCAUAAUGUAAUACAAUGAAAACUGGUGAGAAAUAGACACCCCAAAGUAAGGCACUAGCAGUCUGCCUGUGGGUGUGGCAACCAGAAUCUACUUUAUUCAGUGACCCCCUCAAAAAAACCAAACUGUCAGUGAUAUGUGUAUUAUAACUUAGUGCUCUUGCUGUCCAGCUGUAUCCAUGGUGUAAAAACAGUGCUGUGUGAUGCUAAUAAGACAGCCGUGCUCUGUGCAUUCAGGCCCCAAAAUAAAAUUCGAUCUGGGAGGAAAAUGGAGUGUUGUAAACACAAGGAAAGGGCGUUGUCAGCUGGGGUAAAUCUUGAACUACUUUAGUAAGUCUUAAAAAUAUUUUUUAAGAUUUGAAAUAUAUUUCAUAAAAACCCUCUAUCUAAAAAUCAUAUUCUACACUGGUCCCCCUUCAAAGGGGACACAUUUGGGUUCCAAGCAGUUAUGAAAAUAUAAGCGAUUUUUACAUGAUGCUAGAAUGAUCUAUUUGACCAGUUUGGACAGCAACAACUUGCUCUGAUUAUUUAUAUCAGCUGGCCAGAAAAACCCACCCAUCUGAGAAUGUGAAAGCAACGAGGACCCAGGAUGCAGGAUCAGCUUCUUGUUUCCAUUUUGGUUUUGAAGGACUAGAAGUCUUAAUGCUUCUCAUCCUGGGUUUCUAGAUUCUUGUUACUCAUUGAAAAUACAGCAAAAAAAAAAUGUAAUAAAAAAAUAAACCAAUGAUCUUUACCAUUUCCAUACUUUCUGUAGAGUCAAGAGACUGUAUCAUGUAUCACACAUGACCAGCUUCCCAUUAUGUCGGUGUAGAUGUUAUGUAAGCAGCAAAGAGAGUCUGCAAGGUAACGUAACUAGAUGUUUAAAACAGAACUUGUCACUUUAUGUAACAGAAGAGAAUGUCCUGUCUCCUGAAGGGAUGUGGAAAUCCAGGCCGGCACACCUGCACUUUGAAUUCCUGCUCCUGUUGAGUUACCGUAAUGCCUUUGUUCCCUACAGACCCUGGGACCCUCCCCUCCUGGCCUCAUAGUCGUGGUCACAUGUCCUUUGCUCAUUCUGACUUCCUUUUCCACACACUCCCUUCUUUAAUUUCGCACCACGUCCUUCAUUUAGCUGUUGCAGCUGUGAUUUUUUUUAUCUUGUUUACAGAAUGAUUUUAAAUUGUCAAAUGAAGUAGUAUGAGCCUCAGCUAGGAUAAAUGUGAACAAAUAAAACACUUCGGAUGCGGCA
Messenger RNA from Peromyscus leucopus (white-footed mouse), 5844 nucleotides. RefSeq names its product TBC1 domain family member 9 (gene Tbc1d9). The transcript is spliced from 21 exons. Lineage: Eukaryota; Metazoa; Chordata; Mammalia; Rodentia; Cricetidae. Gene Ontology annotation, molecular function: calcium ion binding. The record is from RefSeq and is a predicted model, not a curated record. Bases 721 to 4515 code for a protein of 1264 amino acids.